This is a messenger RNA of Stegastes partitus (bicolor damselfish), 2958 nucleotides long. It is a transcript of the gene fastkd1, whose product is annotated as FAST kinase domains 1. Gene Ontology annotation, biological process: mitochondrial RNA processing; regulation of mitochondrial mRNA stability. The record is from RefSeq and is a predicted model, not a curated record. NCBI's taxonomy places the organism in Eukaryota, Metazoa, Chordata, Actinopteri, Pomacentridae. The transcript is spliced from 15 exons. Gene Ontology annotation, molecular function: RNA binding. Gene Ontology annotation, cellular component: mitochondrial matrix; ribonucleoprotein granule. Bases 216 to 2708 code for a protein of 830 amino acids.
AUGUCACCGGCUACGGAAGGGAAACUUAGCAGCACGCAUGCUAGUUGACAGAUCCCUAAAGGAGCACCUCGUGUCUACUACCUUCAGACUGUAAUUUUAUGGUCGUGACCCCAGCUGACUGAGGCAGCCUGUCAGUUGACAUCGAAGUUGGCAGUGGACGCUGGUGCAAUGAAGACCUCAGUGCAUAGUUAACCUGAGCCGAGAGGUCUGUGGUGAUGUUUCGCCUCCGAUCUCUGAACUCCUGCUUCCGCAGGCUCCUUCAUGUAGGGACAGUCAACAGAGACCAGGUUCUGGAGCAGCUGCAGGUUUGCGUAGCCGAAGACCAACUUUUUGAUGUGGUGGGCAAGAACAAGGCCAAGCUCACAGUGGACCAUGUGAGCUGUGCUGUGGGGCUGCUGUGGCAGUUUCACAAGGAGAAACCUGAGCUGCUCCGGAACCUCGACCUCACAAGGACUCACCCACAGUUCUUGACUCUUCGGGUUCUGGCAGAAAACAAAAUUGCACAUAUGGAUGAUUUCAUGUUGAUCAACAUGCUUUACGAUUUCAUGAGGCUGGAUCUGGAGCGACAAGACUCCGUCUUUCAGCAGCUGGUUUCAGAAGCAUGGCUAAGAAUAGACAGACUUCCAAUGAGCUGUCUAUCCAAGUUCGCUAUCUGUUUAAAUGAUAUGCACCUUUCCCACAGCCCUCUAAUGGGCCACAUCACCAGCAUCGUCGAUCAGAAGCUGCCGUCUAUUGAUGAUUCCAGAGCCCUGUCUGCUCUGAUGAUCAGCAUAUCGCCGCUGGUGUCUCCCCAGCUGCGGGAUGCUCUCAUCAGCAAAGUGGAUCAACUCCUGGACAACAUGGGUCAUUCAGAGUUCAAUACUGCACGGAGAAUAGUGCAGUUUUUGCGCAACAUGAAGUACCUUCACCGACCUAUUCUGGAGAAGUGCAACAAGAUCAUUUUGAGCUGCAUUCCCACUAUGGAUGUAGAGAACAUCCACAUCGUCUUUGGCCUGUACCAGUCGCUGCAGUUCAACAGCUACGAAUUCAAGCUGGCUGCCAAACAAAGGCUGACUGAACUGAUUGAUUCAACCACUGAUUCCUUCUCCUUCACUAAGCUGUUUGUUAAUCUGGCUCCCAUGGCCAGUCCCCCGAUCAGAGAAAGAAUGGAGAACACUGCCCUCCUGUUGGCAGAUGAGUUCAGUGCACACCAGGCUUUUGUUUUUGCUGAAGCUCUAGAACAGAUUCAGAGCAAGAACUUGAGUUUGCUGAACAAAGUUGCAUCAGUCAUCCAAAGGAACCUUCAUGUCUACAGGCCAGUGGACCUGGCCAGAAUCACCCAAGCCCUUUACCAGAUGUAUUAUUACAACCCCGAACUCUUCAGUAAACUGAGAAAGGUUUUGGUCAACUCUUUGCAGCGCAGCUUCCUUCCCUACGAAGUGACCAUACUGACUCGUGUACUUGCCUUAGUUCCCGGCCCGCUACUUGAAGAGGUCACGAUCUCCCGGGUGGAUGCUAUGGUGGAGCAGUGCAGACUCAGCGACCUCAACACCGUUUCUUUGUCCGUCGCCAAGUGGAUACGGAACGAUCCAUCCUACCAGCUCAACACUCACAGCAAGUACGACCAUGUGCUACAGACGCUGAACCGCUGCGGCCACCAGAGGCUGCAGACGGCCGACCGGCUCGACUUGGUGCUUGAGGAGCUCAAGUUCAUGACAGGGGACUGGUUCGAGGAGAUGCUGCUCGAAGAGACAAUGGCCAUGCUGCAGAGGAUGAUGGACCAGAUAAACUGGAGCAAUGUGCCCGAGCUUUCCCUCUUCAUAGCCAGGACAAAUCACCUGUGCCCCCCUCUGAUGGACCGAAUCGCCAGUGUGACCAUAGAACACAUUGACAAGAUUCACCCCGCAGCAAUAUAUGGCAUCAUGCUAUCCUUUUCUGUCCUGAACUACGAUCCUGUGCAGGCAGACGAGGUGUUCAAUGUUUGUAUUAAGCGCCUCACUCCUCACAUCAGCUCCUUUGAGCCACAUCUGCUAGUCCUCGUGGCAUCCUGCCUGGCAGUAGUUGACAGAUUUCCUGAAGAACUAAUCAGAGAAAUCUUCAGCAUCGACUUUCUGGGAAAGCUGGAUUCCCAGUUAGAAACCCUCCCUGAGGCCCUCAGCAUGCGGACACGACAACGCCUCAUGGAGCUCAAUCGCGCCGUGUGUCUCGAGUGUCCCGAGUUCCAGGUGCCAUGGUUUCAUGGGCGCUACUGCCAGCAGUUACAAAGGAAAAUGCACAGUGCUGUCAGUCCUGUGCAAAAGCAAAUCUACAAAAUUCUGGGUGACGUUUUUGGUGGAAUUAACUAUGUCCAAGUAGCUGUCACCACUCCAUAUUACUACACUGUAGACUUUGAAUGCAAACUGGACAAACACUCACGGCCGUUGCCUUACAGCGAGUCGAACACACUGCAGGUGUUAGACAGAGGCGAGGCUCACUGGGAUACGAACUCACUGGAAAACGGCAGGGAUGAGCUGCCACCUGGAGCUCAGCGUGUUGCUGUGGAAUUUCUUAGUUCAAGGUUCUUCUGCAAAAAUUCUCAUCAUAUGAAAGGUGAAACCCUGAUGAGAAAGCGACACCUCGAAAUUCUGGGAUAUCGUGUUGUUCAGAUUCCUCACUUUGAAUGGAACUCGAUGGAGCUUUCCACUCAUGAUGCCUGGCAGGAAUAUCUAAAGAAGAAAAUAUUCGGAUAGCUUUCUCCUUCGAGCUGUUAUUUAUAGAAUAAUGACAGAAAAGUUACCUGCAGCGCUGAGCUAUUAGCCUGGUUUUGAAGAAUGUUUUGGCAGAGUGACUGAACAGAGUUUUGAAUGCAAUGUGUUAAUAUACAUAAAGUGCUCCUUGCUUUUUUGUUAUUAUAGUAUAAAGUUGGCAUGAAUCUACCUCGUUCAUGUUGAGCAAAAAUUGUGCAUUAUGUGCUUUUGUAUUAAACAUUUUUGAAAAAAA